AUGGUUCGGAAAUUUUCACCAUUGAAUUGUCUUUUAGAGGCUGCAAAGAAUGCUUGCGUCUGGCUCAAUGGCGCACCUGAAGCGGAACGUCCGGUUUGGAGUCGAUUGUGGAAUGCAGCUCAAAAACGAUACUGCACAGAUGGCGGCGCCAACAGAGUCACCGGGAGGAAACCGGAGUUAGCAACACCUGAUGUUGUCAUCGGCGACAUGGAUUCGAUUCAGCCCACGAUUGCCGAGCGCCUGAAAUCUCGAUGUUUACUGGUACAUGCGCCGGACCAAGAUAAAACCGAUCUCACCAAAUUUUGUAGGCUUCCCGAGUGGUUCUAUUAG
Molecule: messenger RNA, 330 nt
Organism: Cylicocyclus nassatus
Lineage: Eukaryota; Metazoa; Nematoda; Chromadorea; Rhabditida; Strongylidae
Source: the annotation of a GenBank genome assembly